Molecule: messenger RNA, 343 nt
Organism: Eurytemora carolleeae
Lineage: Eukaryota; Metazoa; Arthropoda; Copepoda; Calanoida; Temoridae
Exons: 3
Coding region: 26-343 (105 amino acids)
Source: RefSeq, a predicted model, not a curated record
UCCCUUUCUAAUAUAGAUUCUAAAUAUGUUUUAUUACUUUUGUUAUACUUAUUUAUUUCAGAGUUCUAAAAUGGCACCUCGUGAAACCCGGAACCCCUAUAUUAUAGAUCCGAACAAUCGUUUGCAUGAAGGAGAAGGAGAAGGUGUUGAAGAGGAAAUAGAGGAAGCUGCUCGAAACAUCAGAAACCUUGUGAUCGAGGAUGACGAGGUUGUUCCAGAGAUUCAGGAUAAUGAGGAGGAUAACACGGAGGAGGAGGAAGAGGAACCUCCAGAACCUGAGUACGGAGAUGUACUGUUUGACCCUCCUCUCUAUAUUCAAAGGUUAGUAACUUGUACUGUUUGA